AUGCGGUGGUCCUGCGACGAUCCAGUGCAUGCCUUGCUGGGCCACUCCCGAACAUCCCAACUGUUCGUUCAGCGCCGUUUUCAACCCAAACACAACAACGGGCCGAGAUGUGCGCGGGUCGAAAACAGCACUGCGAUCCGAGGGCAAGGCAUAGCACUGGGGCCUACGGCGCGCCAUGGUCUUCUAGGGGCCCCAUCUUGA
Chondrus crispus (carragheen) is the source of this 201-nucleotide messenger RNA. RefSeq lists its product as hypothetical. NCBI's taxonomy places the organism in Eukaryota, Rhodophyta, Florideophyceae, Gigartinales, Gigartinaceae. Bases 1 to 201 code for a protein of 66 amino acids. The transcript has a single exon. The record is from RefSeq and is a predicted model, not a curated record.